AUGUCUAAACCAUAUGACCAAGGCGCACCACCCGCCUACCCUCCGCCUACCCACCAAGAUGCCGGCCCAGCCCCCGGUGGCAUGCAACCCUCAUACUACAACCAGGGCGGCGGCGCACCAGACUACUACGGCGGCAGCCCGAACCCCUACCAACAAGGCCCGCCUCAAGGCCAGUACGGACCGCCACAAGGCCAAUACGGACCUCCUCAAGGACAAUACGGAUACGGAGGCCAGCAGAUGCAAUAUCAGCAGGGACCGCCACCUCCCGGCGGCUACUACCAAGAUGACAGGAGGGCCGAUGGCGGAGGCGGAGGCUUGUUCGCUGGAUUGUGCGCUGGUCUGGCGUGCUGUUGUUGCUUGGACUGCUUGUUCUAG
Molecule: messenger RNA, 375 nt
Organism: Alternaria burnsii
Lineage: Eukaryota; Fungi; Ascomycota; Dothideomycetes; Pleosporales; Pleosporaceae
Exons: 2
Coding region: 1-375 (124 amino acids)
Source: RefSeq, a predicted model, not a curated record